Molecule: messenger RNA, 4868 nt
Organism: Schistosoma rodhaini
Lineage: Eukaryota; Metazoa; Platyhelminthes; Trematoda; Strigeidida; Schistosomatidae
Source: the annotation of a GenBank genome assembly
AUAGUGAUUAGAGUUCCAGCGCUAAUCUAAAUAUGAGGUCUAUGUUGGGAAAUUAGGGUUUUAUGUGGUGUGAAUUCGGUUGUUGUGUGUUCUAAAAUAAAUCCCAAAAUACAAUGAACCAAGCGUAUAUUUAAAACCAGAUUGAGUUAUGUUUACUUGAGAGAAAUACUUUCUAUAACGUAUUUAAUACUAGAUAAAGCAAACGAAUAUGAAUGAAGAGCUCAGUAAAAUAGAAUCCUUUCUUAAAGCUGAUUCUGCAGUAAAUAGACAAUUGAGUUCAAGAGCAUGGCUCAACAUGUAUGGGUUAAAGAACAAUAAAAUCGAUAGGUCGUCCGUUCUACAGAACAUUGGAUUCCCAGUGAGAGGAGAAUAUCAUCAUUGUCUGGGAAAAUACAUUAAAUCCUGCUACGGUGAUAAUCUGUUUGUAAGGAUAACAAACGAUAGAACUGGAGAUGUUUAUAAUGUUAUCGCUAAGAAAGGCUACAUUAAACAACUGAAGAUGAAGAUAACGCAGGCCGUAGAUUUAUAUCGCGACCGCCUUACCUGGCUAACUUCUGGGAGUAGAUCGAUAUUUGGAGUUAUCCAAGAGCAUUCGGCAGUUUUUCUUUUGGAUAUUAAAACGCAGUCUCCAGAAAUGUUUUCCAAUUUCGUUAAUUCCCUAAAGUGUUUGAUAUCAGAACAGAUAGCAAAUAUGAAGAUGGUCAACAUGAUUAGAUGUCAAGAUGAACCCUAUUUUUUUUCAGACGAAUUGGUUUCUGUGGACACCUCCACACUGAAGAAUCUGUUAGAGUGGAUAAACACACUAGAGCGUCUAUCAUUCUCCAGCUCGAGCUGUACAACUGAUUGCAUUUUAAGGAUGGUCCAGUUUAAAAAAAGUUUCGAAUCAGUCUAUCUAAUCACUGAAGGUGAAUCUACAAUGACGUCACCGGAACUACUUGAAAAUAUUGUCAAAACUUUGAAACAUCCACUUCAUAUUGUAUCUUAUUGUUGUGAAGAUAUGAAAACAAUAGACUAUUUGCACAAUUUAUGCACUUAUACUGGUGGACGAUUCCAUGCUUAUUGCAUCAAUACACAUAUUCCAUUAUAUUCACCAAGCUGUUGGGAUGUAGAACAAUUUCAACAAACAGUUCAUGUUAAUAAAGUUGAAUAUGGUGGUCCACCUAAAGGUUGGGGUCAACAUGAAGAUUGUGUAUUAAUAUUUGAAGAGUUAGAAGAAGCUCGAUCUUUAUUACAACGUAUCGACGAAGUACUACAUGAUAUUGAUCGUAUACCUGAUGAAGUACUUAAAGACUCUAAUUAUGAGUGCAGUCAACCUGCACCUAUGACAAAUAGUUGUGAAUUUGGCUGGAAACGUGAAGAGUAUAUGUCAUCAAAAGAAUGGCUAAGUAUUCAUGGUUUAAAAGCUCAACAUUUGGAUUUCUAUGAUUUAUUAGUUAGUGUUUCAUUUAAACACUGUGAUGGAGUUGUAAAUGUUUUAAAGCCCCCAUUAAAUGUUAAUAAUAAUGAUGCAAUGGACAGAGAAUGUAAUAAGAUUUAUGAGGAUUGUGGAAAAUCCAAUCAUUCGGAAACAGAUUCAAAAGAUUCUUCACAAAUAUGGUCUUCAAGUGCAAUUAUUCAACCAAAGUUGAUCAAUGCUCAAUAUUGUAGCAAUUUUGUACAUGUUCGAUGGAAAAACGGUAAUAUAGUUCAUGUGCAAAUUACACCUGAAAUGUAUCGUUCAUACUCUCGACGUAUGCAUUCUAGAUUAAAUGCUAUUAAACAUCGUUUAGAUCUAUUAAGACAAGGUUCAAGGGAAUUAUUUGGAACCAUAACAGAAGACAAUGUAUAUAUUUUAAUUGAUACCAGUACAUCAAUGUUAUCUAGUAUAAAAUUUGUUAAAGAAAAAUUGUUACAAUUAAUUUAUGAACAGUUGAAAUAUAAAAAUCGUCUUAAUUUUAUCGCAUUCAAUUCAAAUGUCAAUGCAUGGCAUGAUCAUUUACAAAGUACAACGGAGUGUAAUUUAAAUUCUGCUAUAAAAUGGAUUGAAAAAUUAAAAUGUGGUGGUACGACAAAUACAUUAAAAGCACUUCAAUUCGCUUUGGAAGAUAAUUUAACUGAAGGAAUUUAUUUAUUAACAGAUGGUCGACCAGAUCAACAAACGCAUACUCUUCUACUCAGUAUGCAAUUGAAUAAUCGUGUGCCUAUUCACACAAUCAGUUUUAACUGUAAUGAUCCUGAAGCAAAUGAAUUUCUAAUUCGACUAGCUCAAGAAAGUGGUGGACGUUUUCACUAUUACAAUGAAUUUCCAAAUAAUGUAAAUAAACCAAAACAAUGGGAGAGUGAAGAUGUUAGAUUAUUAGAAAAUGAAUAUCAAAUUGGUUUGGAUAAUUUAGAAAAAUUAGCUCAAUUAAAAGAUGAAUGUUAUUUAUUACGUAUGAAAGCCAAUAAGGAAACAGCAACAACAACAACAGCAACAGUAAAACAUUUUCAAAAAGAAAAUAAACAAUUAGAAUUAACUGAAAAAAAUCAAUCCAUCCUAUCAAAGAAAUCACAUUCUAUUGUUAAAUCAACUGAUACAAUAAAUUCUGAAACAAAUUCAACUUGUUCACAAAAACAUAAACAAUCUAAAUGGAAUACUACAACUAAUUCUAUUGUUUCUACUGUUACGAAUAAUCCAGCUGAAUUUAUACGCUAUCCAACAGUUUUAAAUAAUCAUUCGAACAUAAUUAAGCAUCCACAGUCAACAGUAAAAAAGAAAUUUGUUGAGAAAAUGUUCAAUGAUACGUAUUAUCCAAAUUUACAAAAUUUAUAUAAAACGUCUUUGGAUGAGAAAGAUUUUCUUCUAUAUGAAACUAAACAAUUACUAGAAAGACAAAGUCAACGGUUCAAUAAGGCUAUAACAGACGAAAUACUUCUCAAUAAAACAAAGCAGAAAGUCAGUUCAAGUCAGGGGUCAGAUGUAAUUUGUACAAUUCCUAACUGGUUAUCUCAUAAUGGUUUAGCUGCAAAAAAGCUUCGUCUAACUGAUCUCCUAAAAUCAUUCACAGUCCGUCUACGUCCAACAUAUAUACCAGCAUUAAGACAUCAUGUUGUAUCUGAAGUAUUAAAACAAACCCUACCAGUAGCAUAUGUGAAUAAAAAGAAGUGUACAAAAUCCCCUGAGAUUCGUUUAUUCAAUCCAUUAGCAAUUAAUUUUGAACAAUAUGAAAAAAGUCUAAGAAAUGCACUAUUCAUAAUUGAGAAAAAAUUAAUUGAAAUAAUAUUUGAAUAUAUCGAUAAUGAUUCUUUAAAUAAUCUGCGUAAGGAUGUUAAUCUUGAUAAGUAUAAAAAGUGGCGGUCAAAAUUAUGUUGGUAUCAAGAUUAUGCGAAUAUACUAAAGACUUUUAAAGAGAAUAACUGGCCAUUUCCUCAAAAUGAAUUUAAUUUACUAACAAACGAACUUGAUAUGGUAUGUACUAUAGUAAACAUUGGUUGAGUUUCUUUUCUCAAGGCUGUUAUUGAACUACCAGGGACAAAAAUAUUUGAAUGAAGCAAAACAUUUGAAAAGUACCGGAAAUCCGCAUCGAUCAUAUAGAUCUUUGAAGCAGAUGAACUCAACAUUUGAUGAUCGUGCACCAUGUGGCCAUCCUUAUCGAAUUCAUCACUAAAAACUGAAUAAAAAAAAUAAGCAAAAUCCUUUAAAGCCAGAAUACAUAAAUACAUUACUGAUCUUAUCAUCAGCUAACUUUUUAAACUAUGUGCUCAGUAUUAUUAUUAUUAUUAGGACUAUUGUUUUAAUGUUGAAAAUUCAUUUUGUGAAAUGUGUUCUGUUUUCAAUUGACAACCAGCUUAUGAAAUAUUUGAAGGAAGAUCAUGUAAGCAAGCUAGUUGCAUAGAUCAAUUUCUUUACUCAUGAUUUACCUUUUGUUUAUUAUAUAAAUUUUAUAUUUGUUAGUCUCUCAACUGUUUUGCUUUCACAAGUAUAUUGGAUUAUUUUAUUUUGUUAUAUAGAUUCAAAAGAAUUAUUUUAUUAUUGUUGCUUUUUUAUGAGUUUUGUGAAGAUUGGUUAAAUUUAUAGAUUGUACUCUUUAAAAAUUGAUGUCAGUUGUGGCAACAUUGAAAAUUGAUGGGCACUAGACAGCUGUUUCGUCUUGGUAUGUGCACUGCUCAGUAGUCGUGGAUUCUAUCCUUAGUAGAGCUAUAGGUUCUCACCAUCUGAUAAGUAUUAUACUAGGUUAGUAAAGCACUUACUUAUGAUCUUACGUGCUAUUACAUGCUUACUAUCCAUUGUUCAACUUUCUAGGACAUUGAAAUGCUAUUUUAUUAACGGUGUGCACAUUGAUUAUCGUCAUUAUCGCAUACAAUCUUAUUUAAAGGACAAACCAUACCAAUCACUUCAUGACAAUAAAUUUAUGAUAACGUUUAUUAUGGCUUAUAUUCUAACGAAGAUUAAGUUAUGUGUAACUUCUGGGAACUAUUUAUGGACUGUUAUUACAUAUAUAUUCUUAUUGUAUAAAUGUUAAGUAACUAGAUUAUAUACAUUCACAUUAACUUUAUCAUGAGCUUACAUUUGAGUUGUUGGCUGCUGUCAUACGAUUUAUCAUUCUUGAUUUAUUCCUAAUUUAUUAGUUACAGUUUCUCACAAUCACAGCUUUUUUUGGCUUAAUCCUGUAUAAUUGUUAUUUUCGAUUUUAUGGUAUGUUGCGAUCUAAUUUGCUUGUAUAUAAACUGUGUAUGCUUGAAAUACAUGCUUCAUACAAUGGAAGUUAAGAUUUGUGUUCUGGACUCGAACAGGGUCAGGAGAAAAGAACCAACAAGGAAUAACAGUUGUCUGCAGACUACUCGUGCUGGUUUAUGCGUCAUUGGUUUGACAGUGUCAAGGUCAUGUUCUGAUUGGCGAUUUAGUAACC